GAUUGUAGGUGGUGAAACACGAUCUUUCCCUCCCCAUGUGGUGAAGCUGAAGGAUGUUCCAUCAUGGUGCAAGGUUCAUCCUGGUGUUUGAGUACAUACUCUCUGACCUCUCCGAGGUAUUCAGGAACGCCCAGCGGCCUCUCACAGAGUGCCAGGUCAAAGGUUACAUGAUGAUGCUGCUGAAAUGGGUCGCCUUCUGCCAGGAGAACUCCAUAAUUCACAGAGAUCUGAAACCAGCCAACCUGCUCAUCAGCUCUACAGGUCAUCUGAAGAGACUUUGGCCUAGCCAGACUCUUCAACCCUGCCUCCACAGCCACCAGGUACAGAGAAAUGCAGGGUUCCUGUCCAGCAACAACCCCUGUCCCUUUGUACUUGUGUACAUUUGAAAUAAUUGGAAAGGCCUUAGCAAUAUUGAAAAUUCAACCUAACCUAGAGGAUAAGGUAGAGAGAUUUUAGUCAUUUACUGGAUACUGGCGACCAUUCUGCAUCAUUCAGUCCAGUCAACCGAGAGCAUUCUGCAUCAUUCAGUCCAGUCAACCGAGAGCAUUCUGCAUCAUUCAGUCCAGUCAACCGAGAGCAUUCUGCAUCAUUCAGUCAAAAGUGAGAGCAUUCUGCAUCAUUCAGUCCAGUCAACUGAGAGCAUUCUGAAUGAAAUUAAAUCAAUGAUUGAAUUGAAUUGAAGGAGUUUGUGUUAUUCUAGGAUAUUGAUUGUCUGUG
Messenger RNA from Coregonus clupeaformis (lake whitefish), 717 nucleotides. Its product is annotated as cyclin-dependent kinase 20-like. Gene Ontology annotation, cellular component: nucleus. NCBI's taxonomy places the organism in Eukaryota, Metazoa, Chordata, Actinopteri, Salmoniformes, Salmonidae. The record is from RefSeq and is a predicted model, not a curated record. The transcript has 2 exons. Gene Ontology annotation, biological process: protein phosphorylation. Gene Ontology annotation, molecular function: ATP binding; cyclin-dependent protein serine/threonine kinase activity. Bases 54 to 386 code for a protein of 110 amino acids.